AUUGAAAUGCCUCAAGUCUUAAGUCUUAACCCUCGAACGUAUUUCACAUACUGCGAAAGUGUGAAUAACCGUCAAACCGUUUCUAACCGUGACUAGAAAUUUGUGCAUAUUUCAGUUCGUUGAUAAUCAUAUGCAAGAUGAACAUUGUAUGUGUAAUAUGCAGAGACUUAUUAGUUCCAUCGGACGAUAUUUUUCACACAGCGUGUGGGCAUAUAUUUCAUUAUGCAUGCUUAUGUCAAUGGUUAGAAAGAUCUAAAACAUGUCCACAGUGCAGGGAAAAGACUACGGCCAACAAAAUUCAUAGGCUGUACUUUAAUUUUUCAAAUAAUGAUUCCGUUACUGAAGAUACAUGCUCUUUGCAAGAUAAAAUUGAUAAAUUAACAUUCAAUCUUGCAAUGAGGGAGAAAGAUGUGAAGCAUUAUUUGGAAAAAAGUGAAAACUUAGAAAAACAGACUGCAAAGUUGAGGAAAGAAGUGACCAAAGUAGAACAUGAAUUAAAGACCAAAGACACAGCUAUUCAUGCUUACAAAGAUCAAAUAAACUUCUUUAAGCUACAAAUAACGCAGGUAGAAGAAACAAACAAGGAGCUCGCCAGUGUGAAAAAUAAACUUCAAACUUAUAAGAAUAUACAAGAAUUGCUCCAGGGUUCAGAGAAAGAAGUCAAAGAAAUAUUACUAAGUUCGCAGGAUCGAAACUCACUUGCUACAUACAUAGCUGCGUUGAAAAGAGAACUGCUGAUUACAAUGGACAGACGACGAGAAUGGAGGAGUAAAAUGAGGGUUAUACAACAAGAAUUAUCUAAAGUGACUAUGGAACGAAACUUCUUAACCGAGGAGCAAGCAAAAAGAAAGAAACUGGAACAAGAGGUCCUGACGUACGAAAGUAAAAUAAUGAGUUUAGAGAACGAGAUCAAAGAUCUGAGGGAACAAGGUUCACCGGAGACAUCACAUAUUUGCUGUAAUCGGAAACCUGUCGUUGCGUCGAGCAGCAAACCUUGUGUCAAGUCUAGCAAACCGCUAAGGGUACAAAAUGUAAAAGCUGAUUUCAACGACAGCUCUACCUCUCAUGACCAUGUACCAACUUCUCCGUUCCUUCCCGUGAAUGUUAUGGGAAUAUAUAAUUUAGAGAAACGUCUUCCAAAACGGGACGUAGUAAAAAGUUCAUCGAUUCUGACGAAGAAGCCGCGGAUCGAACAACAAGGAAAUGUACAAACUCGAUCACUGGAAACCAAUAUUACAUACAAUGGUCUUGGAGGCCAUUCGAAACUCGAAAAUUUUCCCAGUUCAUCUGGUGUGAGAAUAAAAAGGUCGUAAAGCCGAAGAUCCAUAACGAAAAGAAGCUAGCACUGCUUUUUGUACACAGAACAGUGAACAAACUGUUUGUAAUUUCUAAAAUAUUAUUAAGGCAACUUGUUUCUCCUAACGUUAGAUCUAUGCUCUUUUUAUAUCGUUAGCUGUAUAUAAUAAGUAUAUUUAUAAUAUGUAAGUUAUUUUUAUUGAUCAACGUAAUCGAAAAUGUGAUAUAGCGUAAAGUUUAUACGAGGACCUAUAUUUUUUAAAUAAAGUUUAGUACGUGACUGAAUCCUAAA
Ceratina calcarata is the source of this 1588-nucleotide messenger RNA. RefSeq names its product TRAF interacting protein no poles (gene nopo). The record is from RefSeq and is a predicted model, not a curated record. Bases 138 to 1313 code for a protein of 391 amino acids. Gene Ontology annotation, biological process: replication fork processing; protein ubiquitination. The transcript has 8 exons. Gene Ontology annotation, molecular function: ubiquitin protein ligase activity. Lineage: Eukaryota; Metazoa; Arthropoda; Insecta; Hymenoptera; Apidae. Gene Ontology annotation, cellular component: nucleus; site of DNA damage.